Molecule: messenger RNA, 534 nt
Organism: Kwoniella shivajii
Lineage: Eukaryota; Fungi; Basidiomycota; Tremellomycetes; Tremellales; Cryptococcaceae
Exons: 5
Coding region: 1-534 (177 amino acids)
Cellular component (GO): mitochondrial outer membrane
Source: RefSeq, a predicted model, not a curated record
AUGUCUUCUCUACCGGAAAUCCUUUUCGAUGUGGCCAGAAACCCUUUCUUGGCCGUGGGCUUACCCAUCGGUCUCGGUAUAGCCAGUGGCUUUGCGACUGGCCAAGCAUCUCGAAGUAACUGGUUCAAGACCAUGACUCCCCCUCCCGGAAACCCCCCUAAAGAGGCCUUUGGACCUGUAUGGACCGUGCUCUACGGUCUAAUGGGGUACGCUUCUCAUUUGACAGUCAGAGCGUUUGACAGCGCCGUUACCCCUGGUGGAACCGCUCAAGCCGAUCAAGCUCUUCAGCUGUAUUACGCUCAAUUGGUGCUCAAUCUAGCCUGGACACCCUUAUUCUUCGGUUCAAAGAACAAGGAGCUCGCGCUUGGAAACAUUCUUGCGUUGUUCGGAACCGUAACUACGAUGACCGUCAAGAUGCACGACCUUUACACACCCUUCAGCACCACUUGGUUCUUAGCUCCUUACUGUGCUUGGCUCGGUUAUGCUACUUAUCUCAACGCUGGAUACGUUUUCCUUAACAGAGACAAGAAAUAG